CGGUGUUGAGCAAGAUUUUUGUUUUGUUUUAUCUUUUCCAACAAAAAAGAAAAUAAUAGCUUAAUCUGAAAAAAAACAUUGUUUCGUGUAUGCAUUGUGCUUUAUGAGAACUUUAUACUCUAAUUAUUAAAAGUUCAUCCACUGAAAGCCAUCAAAGUGAAGGAAAAAGAGAUGGUCAAUACCAAAUCAAAAUGGAGGCCAGUUCAGUAUUUAUAAAAACGGAGAUUGAAGAUGCAGAAUAUGAGAGGAGUUAUAACUAUUCAUCGAAUGAUACAUUAGUCAAUAAUGAGGAGGACUAUACAGUCACGGUCAAUCCAGAGGCUGUAUUGGAUAUCAAAUAUGAACGAGAAGAGGACCCCACUUCAAAUAAUUCAGAAUCAAUAGCUGCAUUUUCCAGCAAUGCCUCUGGCUUAACCGGUGACAAUGAUGUUUCAGACUCUUCACAACCAAAAGAACCGCCUGUGCACAAAGAAGUGAACAGACGCAAAAGGAAGUUGCGUGUUAGACGUUUGGAUGCUAGACAGAUAGAAGAAACAUGUGAAGAGAAUGAAGAAAGCGCAAUGGUCAGCCAAGUGAAAACUGAACCCGAAGAGUUUUCAACGAUUUGGAAUUCUGAGGAUACCAAUAGUUUUGAUGGCACAGCUAUCAAGAUGGAGGACACUGAUAAUGGUUUGGGUUCAGACUCCAAUUAUAUGGAAGGGGGCAGCAAUGGAACAACAGAAGUUGCACCUGGAGAGGAUUUUGUGAUAAAAACUGAAUCUGAAUCCCUAGAGGAUGAAAGUUCAGCAUAUUCCAACCAUGUUCAGAGUACUAGCAAGAGGAAGCGACGAAGCCUUGAAGAAAAUUCGGAUGCUUUUCAGAAUGUUCCAGUCGGAAAUCUGAUGAGUUUACAAGAGUUUGAAGGAGAUGCUUCAAAAUCUAUUCGUGGAAGAACCGGCAAUCGUAGCAGUGAAGCAAAAGAAAAAACCAGAAAAACCUGGUUUCUAGAUGAAGAUAAGGGAAUGUGGAAAAGAAGGUCAUGGUAUGAAGAAGAGGCUAAGAACAUGAUGCAGAAAACUCAAGAAGACCUGAAACAAAUUGAAGAAUUGUACUCAAGCAAAUCUGGUGGACAGUCAAAAGAAACAUACAUAUCCAUUUUGCAGUCUUCAGCAGAAAAGCCAGAGACAAAAGUAGAAAACAAAAGAGAAGUUAAAAGACUUGUUGGAAGAAAGAGAUCUCGAUAUGAAGAGAAAACAGAGUUAAUGAAGAGAAAGACAGAGGAGGAUGAGGAGUUCAUAGACAGUCUGAAAACCAUGUUUAAACGCCCAGCUGAUACCUCAGAACAUUCCAAUCAAAGUAUUGACAGUACCUCAUCUCCUCCUGAGAGCGGGGCUUCAGAAAACUGUGACAAAUCGGCAAUUCUCUCAACGUCAUUAUUAACGUUAACAGAAUUAUCUGAGUUUAAUGAGAGAAGAAGAGGAUCAAAUAAAGUUCCUAUUGAGGAAGACAAGUGGAAAGAACUGAGUAGCAAAAGUAGUGAAGAAUUAGAGCAAGAAAUAGCUGAAUUGAAUGGAAAGAGAAGGCUGACUGUGCCACGGAAAUCCAUGUACGAAGAGAAGACGAGGGACAUGAACCGCAAAACUCAGGAGGACGAGGAACUAAUCAAAGGGCUACAGUCACUCAGUAAAGGAAAACUGGUGAGCAAGGAUUCCAAAGAAUACAAGCAAUUACUGAGCGAUACCUCAGUGCUCUCAGAGAGUAUUAAGGAACAAGUUGAAAUUUCACCGAACACUUUCGAAUACCAACCUGGACCAGGAGUCCCAGUCAAAAAGAUCAUCAUGCCAACAGAAAACUCUCUGACGUAUUUAAUACCACAAAGGUGGGAAUCUGACGAAGCAUUGGGAGACAUGGCUGAGUAUGCACCAGUGUUAUAUAGCAAUAAAAAACAUCCUGAUCUCAAGGAAAAAAUCCCACAAUGGAAUUUACGAGCUCCAAUGAUUGCAAAAAUAUGGAGAGACUUACCUGAACAUACAAGAGAGGCAUAUAAGGCUCAAUGUAAACAGAACAAAUUAAAGAAAGAGGAUGAUCAAAAGAAAAUGUUGGAAGAAGAAUUGAAGAAGCAUUCCUCAAAGAAACCGAAACAGAGCCGUGGCAGCGAUAUAGCGUACCGUGCCAGUGUCCCAGCCCCGCCCAUUGCCCCCGUCAGACAGUCACAGCGCCUCAUGUCAAAGUCUAACAAUACUGCGACUGCAGCUGAUAUAAAAGUGAAGGAUUCACCAGAGAGAAGCUCAAGUCCUGGCAGUGGAAAUAUAGAUUUAAGAAGGUCCAAAUAUGCAGAGAAAACUAUGAUGCUUAACAUGAAAUCAGAAAGAGAUAAAGCAAUGAUGGCUGAAGCAAAUCUACCGGUGCCUAGAGAUGGUCCAUCAGACAGGUUGCCUGGUUCCCAUUAUGCUCUGUCCAUGCAAAUGAUGGCAUUGAAAACUCGACAGGAGAUGGCUACCCUAGCUCAAUUAAUACCUCAGGAAAAAGUGGCAGCUAUUCAGUCAAGGCAAGCCAUUAUACCAAAAGAUCAAAGAAUUGAGGAGGAAAUCGAAGAAAAUCCACCACCCACAGUUUACAUCAUAGACCAUGGAAAGUUAGUUCAAGCCAGGCUGAAUGGCAAUCAAAGAACAAGUGACAGUCCCCCAGUGCAAAAAGACGUGAACUUAAAUCAGAAUUCUGUGUUCUAUGUGCGAAAGUCACGGUACAACGAAGAGCCCGAGAAAAGUGUUGUGAUGGAAGAAAGUGUGCUCAUGUGUUCAGAAUGUGGGGAGGAAUUCACCUCGGUGUCCGACAUGGAUUCACAUAAAACUCUGUCCCACAACUACAAACCUUCUGUUGUUCUACCCAAAGAAGACACUGCUUUGCCAUUCAUCAAGUUCGAACCAGUUGACGAGGACUUUGACAAAAUAGAAAACUCGUCUUGCUAUGCAGAGGUUGAUUCAAGUAAAGGAAGGAAGAAAAAGAGCAAAGGGAAACUGAAAGUGAAAGUAGGCAAAAGCAGAAAAAAAUCGUCAGAUGAAGCGCAAACAAACUGUGGCACCUGUGAUACAGAUAUAAAAAUAAAGACGGAGGUCUUAUGACUAAAAUGUAAAUCCAAUGUCUUUUAAACCGUUUUAUUACUUUGAAACUGCACCGCAUUUAAUAUUACAAAUCAGUAAUUUGUAAUGUUCUGCAAUUGUUAAACCAUUUGACAUUUAUAAUUUUACAUAUUAAAUCAUUUUAUUACA
This is a messenger RNA of Magallana angulata, 3248 nucleotides long. RefSeq lists its product as uncharacterized. Bases 192 to 3101 code for a protein of 969 amino acids. Lineage: Eukaryota; Metazoa; Mollusca; Bivalvia; Ostreida; Ostreidae. The transcript is spliced from 25 exons. The record is from RefSeq and is a predicted model, not a curated record.